CUGCCCGCCCUGAGACAUGGUGUCAUCCGAACCGGUCAUCGAAGCCGUCAAAGCUUCCAUCUGAAGGUUUGUUCCUGUGCCUGACAUGUUGCCAACACUCGAUCGCCAGUGGAGACGGGAUCACGGAUCAAACACCAACCACCACAUUUUGAACGACACCAUGUUCUCGAUAAUAUCAAACUGCCAAGCCAGCGACGUCCAAGGUUGCGGUCUCUCCCGCCUUUCGAUUUUUGAGAACCCCUGUCGGCGGGUCUUUUGGAGCUGUGAUGUGGCCCAGUGGAUGGCAGCGAACGGCUUCUCACUGGCCCAGCAGCCUGACAGCAUCCCGAUACCCCUGCAAACGACGCUCUGGCGGCAGGAACAACCCUGGACAGCCUCUCCGAGUCCCCAGCCCAACUUGCCAAGCUUGAGGUCUUCCCACCCAAGCAUCCCAAGCUUUCCCCAGGCCCAUACCAGGACAGCUCUGGGUACAUACAAUAACUCGCAAAUGCCCCCAAGUGAGGUGGUCGCGAAACCCCAGAGCCCAAGGACGCAUGUGUCUGCACAACAUUGGCUAUUCUGGGACCUUGCACCUCUCGUGAACGAAACGAGGCGUCUUGGAGCGGUCAGCCUACCCACCCCACCAGGGCAUCGAUCGCAACGCCGACGGCCAACAAUCGCCAAACUCGAAUCGAAGCCUCACAUUGGGACUGGAACCCAACGGCCACAUGUCGUCGACCACUAACCCUUAUUGGGGCGAGCUCCCAGCUCCCCAGGUGAAAGCCCAUCGCUUGUCUGAUGACCAGCCCCAGACUCAUGAUAACCGCCAGUCAUUGGAUGUUGGCGCCCAGGCACAGGUCAGACCGAACCGCGCAUCCGUUCAGACUACAAAAUCAGAUGCGCCGACCGAAUCCACCCUGAGCCCCUUCGCAUCGCCAACCGCCUCGAGCUUUCAGGGUCAGGGACUUGCUCCUCGUCCGCCAUCCCUACCGUACGCCGCCAACCAAUAUCCACCCGAGCUCGUAGAGAACAGACGAAAGAGAAGGAGUCGCAACCUGGAACAGGACGAAGAAUACUACGCCGCAGCAUUAGCAGCAGCAUCAUCAGCAGCAGCAUCGGGCCCUCCUCCCGCUGCUCCUGACGUCCCCCGUACUGCCGCAAACUACCGUUACCCGCCUUCGAGCAGUGGAAAUAGGAAUAUGGAUGUUGACGAUUACUACAAGGCCGCCGGUCCCGAGCAUCACCCGGUGUUGGACAGAGCGCAGAAGACGCUGGACGAAUCCGCGCUACCUCGAUCACACCGAUCCAAUGGCCAACCUCGCAGGACUUCUGCUGCCGAGCAGAACCUGCAGAGAAGUACCAGGAGAACCUCGACGCAGGACCGAUCCAGAAUUAUUUCCAAAGAAGACAAACGCGCCCGUCUCGAGGCUGCUGAAAGAGCUGCCCGCAACAGAACCGGUGGAACGACCUACGAUGCCGACAACAUCACCCAAUCGGCACGCCGACCCCGGCGGACCUCUUUGACGGCUGGAGAUACACCAGGAACCCCAGGAACCCCAGGAACCCCAGGAACCCCCUCACGGCCGACAACCCAGCGCGCAACCCCCGGACAGAACGGACCCCUCUCUCAGAACCCCCCAGAAGAUGGACAACCUUUCAGCGCCCCAACCGACAGAUCCCCGAGAGGACAGGCUUCCGACUCGCAAGCAGCCUCACCAGGCCAGUCAUCAGGAAUCCCACAACGGAAUCUCAGCUUCCGUGAACGUGCCGCAAAGAGUGAUAUAAAGUUGCCAAAUGAUGUUGGAGAUGUUGCGCCAAAAGAGACCUCGCCAGUGACCUCUCCGCCCAAGAGCGGCAGCAACAAGCUCAAAAAGAACCGGGCAAACCCAAAUGACACUUGGCCCAGGAGAGUAUCUGUGUCCGAGUCUGAGGCAGAGGAGGCCCGCAAGCCUCUGGAAGGCAGCCAUUCGAAUACACAAACAAUUCACGUCGUUCCCACAACGCCAGCCACCCCUAGAUUUCCUGGAGAACCUGUGCGCCUCAAUGGCACGGGGACGGGAUCAGUCCGAUCGUCCUCACACGGGCGAAGAGACUCUAUAGCCGCUGACCGCGAGUUUUACGAAGAUGAAAUGUACCCCCCGCGUCCCGCAAAACUCCAAAAGACGCCCAGCCAGAGGAAAGCCGAUCAGAUCCUCGGCCGAGUACCACCCAACACAGUUGCAGCAAAUGGCGCACGGCAAAUGGGCGCUAUCUCUCGGGAUCAAGUAUCUCCUGCGGCUCCAGUGGCCACGGCACCGGCUGUAGACGAUGCCUUCCAAUCUGCCCACCGUUCAGCACGAAGAGACAACCGAAGUGACAGCGAAAGUGAUGACGAUGGGGGGCAACAUGUGUCCAAUCUUGUCUACCACGGCCGCGACAGAUAUGUUCCUGGCGAUGGUCUCUACCAACCUACACCGUACUUGGAUGAAUGGCAAAAGGGCACAGUUGGUGCUCUCACGGGCGCUCUGCUGGACCUCGAGGACGUACCACCUUCGACCGCAGAGAAGGGUGGCGCAGGUAACGGGACCUGGCGGGAGUCGCCAAAGUCAAGAACUCGGGCAAGCAGCCUGUCCAGCCGGCCAAAGAAGGCUGAGGCGUUCGAGGGUGAAUAUGAUGACACAAACGGUACGCAGACCCCUACCUCGUCAGCUUUUUACCCCAAUAUCAGCGCAGUCCAAAGUGGUGAUCUCAGUCGGCUGUCUGAAGGUGAAGUCGGGCGGGGUUUGACCAGCAAGAACCAGGACCUCAAAAAGAAGGGAAAUCGAGGCAGACGCUGGGAAGGGCUACGACCCUUCAGCCCGAGCCCUGCGGAUCUUGCUGCUGCUUUGACUCUGAAUGAUUCACGAGACAGCCUCGACUGUUUUUCGAUUUGUAGUGAUGCAUUCUCAGGGAAAGCAGCAGUGUCCUAUUCCACGCCCACGCGAUUCAAGCCUCCUCUCUAUCUGAAGUGCGGUCCUCUGCUGAGAUAUUGCGGAAUCCGACAUGAGCGUGUGCCCAGCCGCUCCACCCGCGGUGCCAGCGUUGAUCGUGAAAUCUGGAGGGGCUCCAUCAUGAUUGUGACCACCGACAAAGACUCAUCGUAUGACAUCGCCCCAACGCUGAGACUGUUUGUUCAGCCUAUCGAGCUUCUGCCACUGCCACCAAAGCAGGUUCCGGGCGAUGAGCCUUUGGCAGCUGAGUAUGUCGACCCCAUUGCGGGACAUCCCAAGCUGGGCCGAAAGGGCGAGACUCUCUAUGUCAGGCCGGUCGACCAUCUCGAGCCAGGACGUGAUGUAUCAAGAGAUGAGACCGAUGAUGGGCUUUUCGAAAAGACGAGAAGUCCACCUGAGGGACCGCUCCCGGGUGGUUCGGCCGAUCCCCCUGGCUCAUUUGCUGCCCGGAGGAAGCGGGCGGAGAUGGACGGUGAGAAGGCUGGCAAGUACAAGGACGUCCGGGGCUUUAGGUUGCAUGCCGAACACGGCUACACCUUCUGGAGAUUCAAUGUUGAGAUCGAGCUGCGAGACAAGCAGCAGCGCAUCGCGUACCGAAUCAACAGAGGCCCAUCAACCGGUUUCUGGGUCCCAGCCAAGGGCCAGACCAUGAACAUCAUGUUCCACAGCUGCAACGGCUUCAGCAUGAGCGUCAACCCCGACGAGUUCACGGGACCUGAUCCGAUGUGGCGCGAUGUGCUUAAUGCCCACCAAAGCCAGCCUUUCCAUGUCAUGAUUGGCGGUGGUGAUCAGAUCUACAACGACAGGUGCAUGCAAGACACCACCCUCUUCCGCAACUGGUUGAUGAUUAAGAAUCCCAUCCACAAGCAUAAUGCUCCUUUCUCGUCCGAAUUGCAGCUGGAGCUGGAGCGCUUCUACAUGGAGCGCUAUGCGAUGUGGUUCUCCCAGGGAUUGUUCAGCAUGGCGAACUCGCAAAUUCCCAUGGUCAAUAUGUAUGACGAUCACGACAUCAUUGACGGCUUUGGCUCGUACCCCCAUCACUUCAUGAACUCGCCCGUAUUUUCCGGGCUUGGCAAUGUUGCUUUCAAGUAUUACAUGCUGUUCCAGCACCAGAGCAUUCCCGCCGAAACCGAAAGGCACGAACCCAGCUGGACUCUGGGUGUGAAGCCUGGGCCCUAUAUCAACGAGCUCAGCCGCAGCUUGUUUAUGUUCUUGGGUUCCAAGGUUGCCCUGCUAGCUGUCGAUGCUCGGACCGAACGAACACGACAGGAUGUCAUCAACGAAGACACUUGGAAGAAGAUUAUGGACCGCUGCUACCAGGAGAUUGACAAGGGCAAGGUUGAGCAUCUUCUUGUCCUCCUUGGUGUGCCAAUUGCCUACCCUCGACUGGUCUGGCUCGAGAACAUCUUGACUUCCCGCGUCAUGGAUCCUAUCAAGGCACUCAGCAAGAUGGGCAUGUUCAAGGGCCUGCUCAACCGCUUUGACGGGGGAGUCGAGGUUCUCGACGAUUUGGACGACCAUUGGACAGCCAAGAGCCACAAGGCUGAGCGCAAAUUCGUGAUUGAGGACUUGCAAGACCUGGCAGCCGACAAGUCUAUUCGCAUCACGAUCCUCAGCGGCGAUGUUCACCUCGCCGCUAUCGGGCAGUUCUACUCGAACCCCAAGCUCGGCCUGGCUAAGCACAAAGACUUCAGGUAUAUGCCCAACGUGAUCUCGUCAGCCAUUGUCAACACUCCGCCACCCGACCUGCUGGCCGAUGUUCUCAACAAGCGGAACAAGGUACAUCACUUUGACAAGGAGACAGACGAGGACAUGAUCCCCAUCUUCGGACACGGUGUAGACAGCAAGCCCCGCAAUAACAAGCACUUGCUCCCGCAUCGCAACUGGUGUGCCAUUCGGCCGUAUGUGCCUGGUCAUACACCGGAGCCCACACCAACUCAGUCCGCUUACGAUCUGACACCUGACGGUUCGCCAUCUCCUGCCGCCCCAAGACCUGGUCUUUUACGGAGACUAUCCGGCAAGGCUCGGGCUUCUUCUUUCCGUGGUCCCGACAGCGUCGUCAAAGAUCGCUCUCGCCCGCCCAUCUCCAACAGCUUCUUACGAGGGCUGUCAAGCCGCGGGGGUGUUGCCAGCGCAGAUGAGAUAGGCAGACCAGGAACAGCCCGAUCAAACAAGCUGACCCGCACAAUGUCUGGCUCUUCUGUGUCGGGCCGCCUGGGCGGUCUCUUCCGCCGUCUCAGCAGCAGCUCGAAGAAGCCACGCGAUGAUGGUGGCAUCAAUGGAAACUGGGGUGCUGACACUGACGAGGAUGCCAUUUACGAUGACGAAACCUUGCGUCAGCGGGUUGGUGCCCAUCCUAGCGGUGGUGUCGGGUUACGAGGCGGUCUGGGUGAUUAUCCCUCUGGCUACUCAACCCAGUCCCACAACAACGAGUAUGCCCGUGGUGACGAGAGCUACUUUACCGUCAAACCUCCGCAGCCCGUGCAAUCGCAUCAGCAACCGCCGCCGUACCAGCAGCACAACCCCAAUCAUGGCCGAAGCAAGUCGGCUACUGUCGUUGGCAGCGCUGCUCAGUACCCCAGCUCUGCUACGUCUGGGUAUGCCUCCGCCUCGCAGCAGCACCACAACGAGUUUGUGCCCAAGCCUUUUAGCCGCAUCCCGACGGGCUUGUCGGCCAAGCAACUGAAGCAUGCGAAGGAGCUGGAGGUGGAUUUGGAGGGCGGGCUGGAAGUGACGCUUAAUGUGGAGAUUGCGCCAAAGGACCCGAGCGGGAGCACGGUGCCAUAUCGGCUUGUGGUGCCGAGGUUGUGGUAUGAGUAUGAGGGGGAGGAGCCAGAGGAUGAGGAGGAGGAGAGGGAGGUGGAACGGGGGGUUAGGAGAGGAGGGCAGUCUGAUUAUGGUCAACAGCAACAAGGAGGGGCGCUGGCUGAGGGUGGUCAGGGGCCGGUGUUUGAGAAGAAGCCUGGGGGGUUGAAGAGGUUGUUUAGUGGGCGGAGGAGGAAGUCUGUGUCUGAGGAGGGGAUGGGGACACCGGUUUAGGGGAGGAUGAGAUAUGAUGGGAUGAGUGAUGGGUUAUGUAUAAAGGAUAUGAAGGAUAAGAUUUGAUGAAAGGGGGUUAUAAUGGGUUGAAUAAAAUCAGGUUUCGUUGCUUGUUAUACAUGAAGAUAUGGACGGAGUUUAAAGCGUGUUUUAGUUUAUUGAUCUGAGUGCAAUAUACACCGACAUUGGUUCUGAACUUGGCACUGAUACAUGUAGCAAUGGAGAGGCUUUUCCUUUGCUGAGAUUUGUUGUGUUCGACCAUGCUAGCAGAUGUUAGAACUUUUGAGGAAG
Molecule: messenger RNA, 6278 nt
Organism: Podospora bellae-mahoneyi
Lineage: Eukaryota; Fungi; Ascomycota; Sordariomycetes; Sordariales; Podosporaceae
Exons: 4
Coding region: 708-5987 (1759 amino acids)
Cellular component (GO): membrane
Source: RefSeq, a predicted model, not a curated record